Molecule: messenger RNA, 2076 nt
Organism: Ichthyophthirius multifiliis
Lineage: Eukaryota; Ciliophora; Oligohymenophorea; Hymenostomatida
Product: phosphatidylinositol-4-phosphate 5-kinase, putative
Exons: 5
Biological process (GO): phosphatidylinositol metabolic process
Molecular function (GO): phosphatidylinositol kinase activity
Source: RefSeq, a predicted model, not a curated record
AUGAUAUUAUCUUGGGCAAAUAUAACUUAAACAUAAAUAACAAAAGAUAUACUGAAUAAAAUGAAUAUUUAAAUUGAUAAUAUUUAUAAUAAAAUGAAUUUUAAUAAAAAGGGCAAAAUCUAUUGUCAAGAUUAUGAAUAAGCAAUGAUUAAGAAUCCUGAUUUACUUGAAAUUUUUGAGUUUUUAAAUAUGAGUGUUGAAGAAAAUAUAUUUUAACAAAAAAACAAAUUAAAAAUUAAAUAUUUAGAAUUAAUUGAAUAUCAGUUGUUUGAAAUAUAAAACUUAAUAAAAAAUGAUAAUAAUAAUUAAAAAGAUAAAAAUAGGAAAAAAUCAGUAAAUAAUAAGAACAAUAUAAAUAGUUAAAAUAAUAAUGAUAAUAUAUUUUAUUAACAAUAAAACUUAAAAUAAUUAUAAAUUAAUUAUAAUAAUAUUGAUAAAUAUAAAAUAGAUUAAAAUAAAAAAAAAAGUAAAAACGAUAAAUUUAAUUUUGGUUUUAAAAGUUACCCAUAAAAAAAAAUCCUUAACAAAAGUUUAUUUUAUUAGUAAAAAUAAAAAUUUUAAGAAAAUGAAGAACAUUAAUUCUUAUAUAAAAGCUGCUAAAAAAGCAACUAAAAUGAAGAUUUAGAAUAAAACUUAAUUUAAAGAUUUAUGUAAAUGGAUAAAAACGAAAUGAAAAAAACAUUAAUAAAAGUAUGUUUGUAGAUAGAAUAAGUAUAGUAAACGUUUUAAAAUUUAAAAAAAGUAUUAUUAAAGAAAUAAUAAUAGAAUAUAUAAAAAUAAGAAUUUUUAAGUGAUAUUAAUUUAUAAAAAAUAAAAUUGAUUAAAUAAAAUAGCUUUAUUGAAAAUAGUAAUUAAGAAUAGAAAAUAAAUGGUCUUAUUAUUUUUGGACAUUAAGAUUGGAAUUUAGUACUUAAUAUGAUGAUAGGUAUUCGAACUAGUGUUUUUUAGAAUUCAUAUAUAAUAAAAUAAGAAAUUUAAUAAAAAGAUUUCAAAGAUAAAUUUAUUUAUGAAUUAUUACCAAAAAAGCUCCCUAUUUAAAAAUAAUAAUUAUAUAAAGCUUAUAUUUUUUAUGAUUAUUAUCCUUGUAUAUUUUAAUAUAUUAGAUUCUUAUAUAAUAUUUCUGAUGAAUAAUAUCUAAAAUCUAUUGGAUUAGAUUAACUUUUUAUUAGCCUUGCUAAAGGAGAUUUUAAUGGUUUUAGAUAAUUAACAAGCUAAGGUAAAAGUGGGUCUUUUUUUUAUUAUACAUCAGAUGGGAAAAUUACUAUAAAAACAAUUAGUAAGAGUGAAUUUAAAUAUUUAAAGGCUAUAAUAUAGAAUUAUUUUAAUCAUUUAAAAACUAAUAAAUAAAGUCUCAUAAUUAAGUUUUUUGGAUUACAUAAAAUUAAAGUGAGAAUGAAAAAAAAUCUUUAUUAACAGGCUAUUUUCUUUGUUGUUAUGGGUAAUAUUUUUGAUAAUUGUAAAGAUUUUAUUUCUAAAUAUGAUUUAAAAGGAUCAAUAUAUGGAAGAAAAACUAAUAAUAAAAAUAAAAUGUAAAUAAUAAUACUUUUUUUUUUAUCUUUAUAUGUUUCUAUUUUUUUAAGUAAAGAUAUAACUUUAAAAGAUCUCGAUUUUAUUGAAAAUAAAUAAAAAAUUUUAAUUAAUUAUGAAAAAUAUAUUUAGUUUAUGGAUAUUAUUUAAAAAGAUGCUGAGUUUUUUGCUUAAAAUAAUAUUAUGGAUUAUAGUUUAUUAGUUGGUAUUCAUUAAAAAAAUUUAUAAAAAUAAUAUAGUAUUAAAUAAAAUAUGUCUUAAAUUAUAAGUAGUGAUAAUAAAUUUAUUUAUUAUUUUGGAAUUAUAGAUAUUUUGACAUGUUUUAAUAAUCUUAAAAAGAUAGAAUAUUUCACAAAAAAAAUUAUUUAUGGUAAUACUAUUUCUUCUGUUCCUCCAUAAUAAUAUAAAGAUAGGUUUAUAAAUUUUAUAAAAAAAAUUUUUGUUUUUAAAUAAGAUGAAAUAAAUAAUAAUAUUUAAAUUGAUUAAUUUAAUAUUUUUAUAAAAGAUUAAUUGAAAAAUAAUAAUGGUACAGUAGUUAAAAAAAAUUGA